AUGGCUCCGGAGAAGACUAUCGACGUUGGCAGGUUCGGCAUCGCGAGCAAGGCCGACAAGGAUUUCGUUCUCACUGUAUCCACUUCGGUGACCCUGUCACUUCCAGACCAUUUUCCAGACCAUCUAACUGCAAAUGCACUGCGAGAUCAAGUGCAAGCGGGUGCCUUGUGGCUCACACGGGCUCGCUCCUGCCGUCUCACUUUGGCCGUCCAUUUUGAGCCGCCAACCGAGGUAUCAGUCGAACAAGGCGCACAGUGGAGGCAACUGAUCAUCGAGAAAUUUCAGUCACUUCAGGUCUGGUGCGAUCUGGGUCUCGAGCUUCGCUUAGAACAGAGCGACCUUCAAAGCGACUCGACUCCUUCUGCAACCUCAGUAUACUAUAUGCAGCAUGUCCAACAGCGUUCGGGUCUUUUCGUCCCACAAGGCAUCCCCUGCGGUCACCUCUCCGAGCUUUUCUGCAGCUUUCGGUAUGCGGCCGCGACGUCUACAGCGCCAGCAAAGACCGGGCACUCAGUACCUCGAUCAAGAACCAAGACGCCCUACAACCUCCGAGAGGUGGUGAGGGCCCAGACUGAGCCACGCCAUGUAAAAGUUGCAGCAUUCUGGGCACUCCCUCUGACUGAACAGGCGGAAAGGUUGGUGGAGCUUGCACAAAAUGCGUUGAAUCUUAUGCUGGGUUUGAGGACGAGGUAUCUUGGGUUUCUGCAUAUGGGAGGAACGAAACCACCAGCGCUUCUUGAACUUGCGCCUGCCGUUUGGAACGCACAAUACUUCCAGAGAGUCGUGAGUCGGGCGCGACUUAUUCCAUCUAUAUCCUCCGCGUUGGGAAACCUGACGAGCACUCGGUCGCCAGAGCUUCUGCACAAGAUCGAAUCACUAGUUCCAGAAGCGGCUGCAGACACGGGGCUCGAUGAAGCGUUAGACGAGCUCCAGAGAAGGUGUCAGGUUCUACUCUUACGGUCGGGUCGGGAUCAAAAGAUCAAAGCUUCUUCUGUACAGAAGGUUUCCACGGGCAACGACUUCACUGACUACACCAACCUGGACCAUGUAGAAGAGACUCUGCUUUUGCAGGAGGACAGUCAGCCGCAUGAGGUAACAUCAGGUUUUGCUGGCCAUGAUGUGACGCACCUGGAACUGGAAAGCAGUCAUGGCUCUAUGAAUCCCAGCGAAGGUAACGCUGAGGGCACCACCAUGGACCUCGGGCCAGAAGAUUCUUGUGCAGAUACCGACAUGGGAGUUACGGAAUGGAUCGAUGGUGGGAUCGAUGGUGAAAUGCUUUCUUGCUCGGAAAGUCUGCUGGGGCACAACGGCUUCUACGAGGACGAUUGCGAGUGUGCCGAGACUCUUGAUCCGAUACACGGUGAUCGAGAAUACCAAAAGCAGCACGUUGGCAGUGAAGCCGUCCUCCAGGAACAUGGCUGGGAAAAUUCGGUCUUAUAUUAUGAGAGUGACAGUCAUGACCAUUAUUACUACGAAUCUUCCGACAUCGAGGAAGGAAUGCAACCCACUACACAUUCAUUCGAAGAUUGCUCUGCCGAGUCAAACGAGGCGGCUGUGGCUCUGGAAGAUUUCAGAGACGACCUCUCGGGCUUUGUUUCAAAUGAAGACGACGACUUCGACACAGAAAUACAGGACCAUCUUUGCGAAGAGGGUAUACCUUCUGACGAGUGGCAAUACGAGCCCUGCGAGUCCAACGAUGACCACGAAGAGCCCAUGCUUCAUGGGAUUGAUACAGACGACGGACCGGGGCCCAACUACUGUGCAAUGGCAUGGGGCCCUGCUCACCACAGCCGGCCCGAAGCAACUGGAGACCGUACGGGGAUCAGCUUGCGGGGAGCGCCCGAUGACUGGAGUCAGGUGCCUCGGAAGCAUGCUCGCCACAGCAUUGGUGAGCCAGGUGAACAUAUUGGACCGCCCCCGACCGCGUUUACCACGAGGUUGGCAGGUUAUCAAUAACUGGGCUGUGGCGCACUGAACAUGGGACCAAGUGGCGCAGUAGGAGGGAAAGAAUUACCUAGCCCGGUCCACGGGCGCGAUUCUUGGCACAGCGCGGUGCGUUGUACUACCUACCCAGCAACCCAGGUAGCUAGGUUAGUAAAGAUGCAGCAAGACGAAAGGGGGUCCGAGGUUGAAAGCGAACCGCCUGGGCCGCCGACCAAGUCAGUCGCCGAGUUGUUGGCAGGGGUAUGUUUUGGUGGAAUUUCUGGAUGAAGCUCAGAUUUCAGCUCAUCGGAUCUGCUGGCGUGGACUUUGUUGCCCCUGAGCGGGCAGAGAGUGG
Diaporthe batatas is the source of this 2278-nucleotide messenger RNA. RefSeq lists its product as uncharacterized. NCBI's taxonomy places the organism in Eukaryota, Fungi, Ascomycota, Sordariomycetes, Diaporthales, Diaporthaceae. The record is from RefSeq and is a predicted model, not a curated record. Bases 1 to 1956 code for a protein of 651 amino acids. The transcript has 3 exons.